Messenger RNA from Xiphias gladius (swordfish), 1185 nucleotides. RefSeq names its product mitochondrial ribosomal protein L54 (gene mrpl54). The record is from RefSeq and is a predicted model, not a curated record. Gene Ontology annotation, molecular function: structural constituent of ribosome. Gene Ontology annotation, cellular component: mitochondrial large ribosomal subunit. The transcript is spliced from 3 exons. The coding region runs from base 110 to 526 and encodes 138 amino acids. NCBI's taxonomy places the organism in Eukaryota, Metazoa, Chordata, Actinopteri, Istiophoriformes, Xiphiidae.
UUUUCCCAGAGCCAGAGCCAAAGACAAAGCAGAAAACGGAAGUUAGAAGGAUCCAUGAAUGUCAAACUGUAGCAUCGUGGGCUGCGCUUUUAAGUAACGUAAAAUAACAAUGUCAGGGUACAGUUUGUUUAGGACAGUAGCGUUAACGAAAUGCAUCACAAACAACGCUACAACAGUGCUCUGCAGGACGAACAUGUUAAACAGGAUACAGACAUGUGGAUAUGCGAAGAAAGUUGCCGCCAAAGGGAAAGGGAAAGGCAUGGUGAAGGAAGAGCUGAAAGGUCCAGAAGUGUGUAAAGACCCUGUCAGACUUACUUCGUAUGCAGUAGGGGUCAACAUCUUCAAGCAAGGAGAGGACCCCAAACUGAAGCCCCCGGAGGAAUACCCAGAGUGGUUGUUCCAGUUGAACCUGGGAACACCCAAAAAGUUGUACGAGCUGGAGUCGGACAGCUGGGAAUACUGGAAGCGUCUGAGGAAGGAAAACAUUUGGCGUUUCAACAGGCUACAUAGAGGGAAGAAGUUAUAAGCCAUCCCUAGUGUGACAGCGGGGAGCUCUUCUUCUGUACAUCGACGUGCUUCAGACUCUAUGAACUGAAUUGCCAUGACAUUGACAUGUUCAGAUCCCAGGUCAAGUUCCUGAAUGAAAUAUCAUUAGACCAUCUGUUAACCACUGUUUGCCAUCCAUCUAGCAGGUUAUCUGAAGUCAUUUAUCAUAUUCAGUGGUUUCCCUGCAUUGGCCCUCAGAGAACAGUAUUUGUAAAUUGAAAGAAAGCUUGUAACUGUCUCUGAUAUACAGUAUAGGACUUCAGGAAAUUUAUCGAUGGUUAUCUUGAACACAGGGGGAAAAAUAUAAGACCUGACCUCAAAAUGCAGUCGAACACAAUACAUCACCACAAUAUCAACAUAAAGUGAACAUCAGAAGCAAAAAAUGCAGACUGAAAGUACAUUCUGACCUUGGAAACAAUCUCCCCAAAAGGUCCGCUUAGUAGCUUUUGAUACAAUCGAAAGCUCCAGAACAGCUACUAAAUGGACCUUGUGGUGAGAGUUCAAAAAGGUACUUUAUUGUAUGUAAUGCAGGGGUAUCACAUUGGAUUUAAUUAAUUAGUACAAUGGCGAUGAUUUUUCCACAAACCACUUUCACUUUUUUUAUUUGGAAGACUUAUUAUAAAUAAACAUGAAUAAAUA